AGGUCGUGGAAGUGUUGAGGUUGUGAUAGUUUUCGUGCUCAUGCACGCCCGCCAUAUCCCGCGUCCCCCCCUCCCAUUGGCUGCUGGGCCUGUCAUCUCUUCUGUGAUUGGUGGAGUUGUCAGCUGCAUUCACUGCCCAUGUGUGCUGCGCGUGAGACGAACGCUUUUGUUUUUCCUUCUGCAUCCGUCCUCUCUCCACCAGAGAUUACGGUAACAGUUCAUUCUUGGAAAGGAGGAUUUGGAGAUUUCGGGAAAUGUUUGUGAAAACAUUUGUAAAAAUGUUUUUCUCGUCAUCAACUGGUACAUGGCAGUUUAGAGACAUCAGAAAAUACAAACUCCUACCAAGCCUUUAUUCCCAAACACUUACCUUUCAGUAAAUAUUUUGAUUUGACUCACUCAUUUUCUUAUGAAAGGAAUAUUUGUCUCCAUAUAUUACAAUUUUGCAUUUUAUUUACAUCUAUUCGUGAAUCUAUAAAAGCACGUUUGUAGACCUCGAGUCGGGAUUAUUUACUGAACAUUUUUUUGAGUUCAUCUUUAAAUAAAUGUGUUAUUGCUGUGUGACAUAUUUGUAUUAUAUAAAAUAUGCGACAAACACCUGGGGAGACGCUGUAACAUGAAAGUAUUUAACAACUGCAAAGUCGAUUUGGUGAAUCGAGUUGAUCUCGAACUGUUGUUCGAGCAGUGACUGGACUUUCUCCUUGCGCGUCGUCUCCGGUCGUUACGGUUCUGACGGAGCCGCUGUUCCUCAGCUGGUAUCAGACCAGACUGGCGGGGCUGCAGCCCACCGCCUCAGUUCGCAGUGAGGCGAGGAGGGUGACGCUGCAACACCCACGAUGUUAGACAACGGAGAGCUGGUGUUGGACACUUCCCCGCGGGAGCUCACCCAGAACCCGCUGAGGAAGAUCUGGCUGCCGUGCAGGAACGGACACAUCGCCCAGAGACGCGUAUGUAUGACAAAUUGCCCGACCCUCAUUGUGACUGUAGGACUUCCAGCCCGAGGGAAGACUUACAUUUCAAAGAAGCUCACUCGCUACUUAAACUGGAUAGGUGUGCCAACCAAAGAGUUCAAUGUUGGCCAGUAUCGGAGGGAGUGUCUGAAGAUCUACAAAUCCUUCGAGUUUUUCCGUCCAGAUAAUGAAGAGGGAUUAAAAAUCAGACGUCAGUGUGCUUUGGCUGCACUAAAUGAUGUCCGACAGUACCUGAGUGUCGAAGGAGGACAGGUGGCGGUCUUUGAUGCAACAAAUACAACAAGAGAAAGAAGAGGGACCAUUGUCAAGUUCGCUGAGCAGAAUGACUUCAAGGUGUUUUUUGUGGAGUCUGUGUGUGAGGACCCAGAUGUCAUCGCGCAAAACAUAGUGCAAGUGAAGUUGGGCAGCCCAGACUACAUUCACUGCAACACAGAGGAGGCCAUCGAGGACUUCAUGAAGAGAAUCAAAUGUUACGAAUCCUCCUACCAACCCCUGGACGAGGCUCUGGACAGGGACCUGUCCUACAUAACGAUCAUGGACGUGGGCCGGCGUUACCUGGUGAACCGCGUUCUUGACCACAUCCAAAGCCGAAUCGUCUACUACCUGAUGAACAUCCACAUUACGCCACGCUCCAUCUAUCUGUGUCGCCACGGUGAGAGUGACCUCAACAUCAAGGGACGCAUCGGAGGAGACUCGGGCUUGUCUGCCAGAGGAAAAGAGUUCGCCAGAAGUCUGAUGAAAUUCAUCCAGGAGCAGAAUAUCAAAGAUCUGAAGGUGUGGACGAGCCAGAUGAAGAGGACGAUCCAGACGGCAGAGUGCCUCGGCGUCCCGUACGAACAGUGGAAGCCUCUGAACGAAAUAGAUGCUGGUGUGUGUGAGGAAAUGAUGUAUGAGGAGAUUCAAGAGCAUUACCCCCUGGAGUUUGCACUGAGAGACCAAGACAAGUAUCGCUACCGCUACCCCAAAGGAGAGUCGUAUGAAGACCUGGUGCAGCGACUGGAGCCGGUGAUCAUGGAGCUGGAGAGACAGGAGAACGUUCUGGUGAUCUGUCAUCAAGCUGUGAUGCGCUGUCUUCUUGCAUAUUUCCUUGACAAGUCUGCAGACGAGUUGCCUUAUCUCAAGUGCCCUUUGCACACGGUGUUGAAGUUGACCCCCAUGGCUUACGGAUGUAAAGUGGAGUCUGUGUGUUUAAGCGUGGACGCUGUGAACACUCACCGAGACCGACCUGAGAAUGUGACUGUGCGGCGUAGCACUGAAGACGCUCUGCAAACGGUCCCCACUCACUUCUGAUCUCCUGCACUUCCUGUUACAGCCGAGACCUCGUCAGACAGCAUCGGACAAUGUUCGGCCGCCCGCUGCAGCAGCUUCGUCACGUGAUCUGGGGAAUUGAGCAUCUUCCCAGACUCCAACUAAAAAGCACUUUCAGUAAAUACAAUCCAUUUUUAUACGUCUGUUUGUUGUGACCUGUAAUGUUACUGUAGCUCGGAAAGGCUAGACAGUAUUUUUGAUAUGUACGUUUGCUUUUGCAGUUGUAAUAUUCCCUUAACAUUCACUGUCCUUUUCCAUGGAUUAUAUUUGUCAACUACUGUAUAUUGUGCACUAUGUGUAUAUUUUGCCAUAUGCUUCCAGUGCUCGUGGGGAUGUUUUUCUUGGGUGAAUAACCCAAAAAAAGACUGAGGAGACUGGAGCUACUUCUGUUAAAAUUCCUCUUGAUCCCUGACUGUUGUGUGAAACUUUUCAAAAGACACAAAUGAACAUUUUAAUUUUGUUUGACAGUGCUUUCCUUCACCUGGUUGUUGAUUUAAAUUUAAAACUAAGAGCAGAGCAGCCUGUCUGUUGGGUGAACCUACUCUGAGUUAACAAAGAUUUAAGAUGAAAAGUUUAAAUAAAAAACACAAAGGUGCAGACUAAAUUCCUACAACACAGAGCCCCACAAACGAACCAUGACGGGUGGAAACAGACAAUUUUUCUGUCAAAUGUACAGUAUAUAGUGCAUUUAUAAACCAUUCAUACCCCUCAAAUAUGUACAAAGUGUGUUAUGUUGCACUCUUGCAGUAAAAUAAAAAGAAAAUCCCCGUUAAAAAUUAAAAACUAAAGAAUCACGUUGACAUAAGUAUUCAGACCCUUUGCCACGACAAGUGAAACUGUAGCUCCUGCUCAUCUCUGUUACCAAAGGUUUCCCCAAACUGCUCAGUUGGCUGCCAGAAGCCUUUUCUACUCCUGAGCCUCAACACAAACCCAUCUCUGGGAAAUGGAUCCACAAGCCAAUGCAAACGACUGAAUAUUUAUGUCAAUGUGAUAUUUCAGUUUUUCCUCUCUAACAGAUUUGCAAAGAUUCUUGUAAAUUCUGUUCUUUUUUUGUCAUUAUGUGGUUUUGAGUCUAUUCAGAAAUGUAUAUUUUUUUAUCUCAGCAUAAGGCCAUAUAAUAAAUGUAGUGAAGGGGUCUGAAAAGUUUCUAAAAGGCACUAUAGCUAACGCUCUGUAAUCUAAAGUUCAAACAGAUUUUGGAAAUUAACUUUAUGGGGCUUUGGAUUUUAAGAGAAACAGUGAAAUUAGAUCUUGGAAAUGUUCAGUCCCAAGUGUGACACUUAAAAACGGCUGAUGGAUGAUUUUAUCAUUCAAACAAAUACCCGUUUGUAUUUGAGAGAAUGAAAUACGGUACUGUGCAAACUGAACAAGCAUGUUUGUUUGAUGUAAGUUUUGUGUGAGCAUUAACAUGUAUUAUAUUGUAUGUCAUUUUUUUGGGAACAAUUUCUUUAAUAUUAUACAUUUGAUAUUGUAUAUAACUGUUCUGAUGAUAUCAAUCUAAAUGCCUUGUUUGUCUUCAACUGUCAAGUCUCAGUAAACCUGUGAUGUUUGGGGGAGAGGCGGAGCCUCUGUUCUCGCUUCAUACCUUCAUGAUCCAAAACAGAUAUAAAAAAACCCCCCCACUAAAAUACAAAGAAUAAUGUUUUUAUUACAUCAUUACUGACAGGAGGUCUAUUCAUUUUAAUGAUGCAUCUACAAUAGGGUCUAUUCUGUGUACUAAAUCAAGAAAUGUGGACUGGUUGAUUGCCUUCAUGUCGUAACAAACAUUGCAAAAUGAAAUGUGCAUAUUUAUAUGUGUGUGUGUACCUGUAUAAAACUUUAAAUAAUAAUUUCCAUUUCACCCUG
Molecule: messenger RNA, 4121 nt
Organism: Scophthalmus maximus (turbot)
Lineage: Eukaryota; Metazoa; Chordata; Actinopteri; Pleuronectiformes; Scophthalmidae
Gene: pfkfb4b
Product: 6-phosphofructo-2-kinase/fructose-2,6-biphosphatase 4b
Exons: 14
Coding region: 834-2258 (474 amino acids)
Biological process (GO): fructose metabolic process; fructose 2,6-bisphosphate metabolic process
Cellular component (GO): cytosol
Molecular function (GO): ATP binding; 6-phosphofructo-2-kinase activity; fructose-2,6-bisphosphate 2-phosphatase activity
Source: RefSeq, a predicted model, not a curated record